AUGGGUUUUCAGUUGCAUUUUGAUAUCGAUACGGAACCUGAGAAUGAUUGUGAAUGGAAGCCAAAACAGGGAAUGACAUUUGAAUCUGAACAAUGUGCGUAUGAUUUUUAUAAUACAUAUGGAGGAAGAAUGAGGUUUAGCAUAAGAAGGGAUUAUUGUAGGAAGGACAAGUUCACUAAUCAACUUAUUUGUAGACUUCUGGUUUGCAACAAGGAGGGAUUUCGAAAGGUUGACAAGCGAGACCCAUUAUCAAAAAACCCUAGAGCUGAAACUAGGACUGGUUGUGAGGCUCGACUUUAUAUUAAAUUAGAUGAGGGUACUGGAAAAUUUGUUGUGACUGAUUUCAAAGAAAAACACAAUCAUGAUCUUGUAUCACCCAAGUGUGCCCACAUGUUGUCGUCACAAAGAAAGAUAUCGACUACCCAAGCAAUGCAGUUAGAUUUGGCAGCACAAUCUGGUCUUCGUUUAGGCCAGUCUUUUGAACUUAUGGGUAGGGAAGCUGGUGGAAGGCAAUAUAAUGAGGAGCAAAUAACCAAUAUGUUUUGGGCCGAUGCACAAAUGAUCAUGGAUUAUGCCCAAUUUGGUGAUGUUGUCACAUUUGAUACGACUGACAAGUUAAACAAAGAACAUAGACCCUUCGCAUCUUUUGUGGGAUUCAACCAUCAUAGGGAAACAAUUAUAUUUGGUGCAGCAUUGUUGUAUGAUGAGACCGACGAAUCGUUUGUAUGGUUGUUUGAAAAUUUUCUAGAGGUUAGGUCAAGAAAGGCACCAAAAACUUUGUUCAUCGAUCAAGAUGCUGGAAUGGCUAAAGCCAUACCCAUCGUUAUGCCUGACACAAGUCACCAAUUGUGUACUUAG
Molecule: messenger RNA, 858 nt
Organism: Camellia sinensis
Lineage: Eukaryota; Viridiplantae; Streptophyta; Magnoliopsida; Ericales; Theaceae
Source: RefSeq, a predicted model, not a curated record